Messenger RNA from Daphnia pulex (common water flea), 689 nucleotides. Its product is annotated as keratin, type I cytoskeletal 9-like. The transcript has 5 exons. The coding region runs from base 145 to 468 and encodes 107 amino acids. Lineage: Eukaryota; Metazoa; Arthropoda; Branchiopoda; Diplostraca; Daphniidae. The record is from RefSeq and is a predicted model, not a curated record.
UUUCCCUUACCCAGGCCGCUAUAGGGACAAAAAGUGGCGUGUAUAAAAGGGAGACUACUUCGAUUAGAAUCGUCACAUCACAAUCAUCUCUCUGUUCUCUAAGACAUCAACUAGCAGUGAACACUCAGCUCUAUUACAGCAAGAAUGGUUUCUUUCAAAAUUGCCUUGGUUUUCGCGGUUUUGGUGGCAGUGGCUUACGCCAUGGAAGCUGCCAAUGAAGAUUUGGAAAUGGCCGAGUCUAAAGGCAAGAAACACAUGAGCUCUGGAGGUUAUGGCGGUGGUAGCAGCUACGGUGGCAGCAGCUACGGAGGUAGUAGCUACGGUAGUGGCGGAAGCAGCUACGGCGGAGGAAAGGGCAAAGGAAAAGGCGGAAAAGCCAAAGGUGGUAAAGGCAAAGGAAAGGGAGGCAGCAGCGGCGGCUAUGGUGGCAGCAGCGGUGGCUACGGUGGAAUGGGAGGCGGAUAUUAAUUGCACUCAGGAAGUCUUUUGCAUUUUUUAAUCUACUGCGAUGGUAAAGGCUAUAAGAAAAGGCAGAUAUUAAUAAGCUAGUACACCACAGAAAAACUCUCACUUUGUGACUUUGAUGGAUCAUACAUUCAUACUUCAACAUACAAUAAUUUACCAUUCUACAAUUUAAAACUGUGUUCUGCAUCUCAAGAUUUCUAAAAUACAACGGUGAUUUUUUUAAA